Williopsis jadinii is the source of this 1821-nucleotide messenger RNA. RefSeq names its product mRNA splicing protein PRP42 (gene PRP42). NCBI's taxonomy places the organism in Eukaryota, Fungi, Ascomycota, Saccharomycetes, Phaffomycetales, Wickerhamomycetaceae. The record is from RefSeq and is a predicted model, not a curated record. Gene Ontology annotation, biological process: mRNA 5'-splice site recognition; RNA processing. The transcript is spliced from 3 exons. Gene Ontology annotation, cellular component: U2-type prespliceosome; U1 snRNP; commitment complex. Gene Ontology annotation, molecular function: protein binding. The coding region runs from base 50 to 1636 and encodes 528 amino acids.
AAAGCGGCACACACAAACACUUUGAGAACGAGCACACCCGGACACCGCAAUGUCAAGCGCAAACGGUUUCGUGUUUGUGUGCUGUGUGCUCGAUGGGAACGUCACAGCUCGAUACGACCAGCCGGCGAGAAGGAGGAUGACGUUGGACGAGGAAUGGUGUGAAGUCUCACUCAGCGUGGCUAAUGAUCCGGAUAACUUUGCCUCUUGGGAGAAACUCAUCGAAUAUAGCUGUAAAGGUCUGAACAAGGCCUCCUCGAGGGACAAAAUUGAAACGUUUCGCACUUCGUAUGAACAGUUCUUGAAGAAGUGGAGCUUCUGUGAAAGGUACUGGAUCAACUAUGCGCAGCUGGAAUGGCAGCUGGGCAAUACGGACCGGUGCCUGCUGAUCUACAGGCGCUCGCUGUCGUUGAUUCCGCAUUCGAAUUUGAUUUGGAUCUCGUAUUUGAAGUUACUGCCGCUCUGCGAGCUGGAGUAUCAAAACUUGCUGGCAGUGUACCGUGAAGCUGAACUACGCAUUGGGCUUCACUAUCACAGCUAUGAGUUUUGGAGGCUAUACUUGGAAUUAGAGGAGAAUCACAGGGGCAAAUCUAUCUACUGGUUCAACCUGUUGAAGAAAAUCGUUGAGAUUCCGAUCUAUAACUACUCCUAUUUCUUCCAAUUGCUGUUCGAUGAGAUUGAGAAUCUCAACCAGGACAACAUACUGCUAAUGGUGACCCGUGAUGAUCUCGUCAAGAAGCUGAAAUUGCAACACUCGCUGGAGGAGUUGGACCUGAAGCGUAUAAACUACCGUGAUUUGAAGUCCAAGUUGAAAAAAAUCUAUACAGAUGCCUACAUCACCACGCAGUUCAAAUCCUUUGAGCUGUAUGAGUAUGAAAAGGGUGUCAAAUUGGAAUUCUACUCUCCUCAAAUGGCGAAAUCGUAUCAAGAGCUGGACAACUGGAGCCGCUAUCUACAAUUCAUCGUCAUUAACGGUGACGAUCUACAAAUUCGGCAGCUAUUCCACAGGGCACUCGUGCCACUGUGUGAGUACCCUGAUAUAUGGCUGCAAUUUGCGCAGUACUACAUAUCGUCACAGAAGAUCCAGGAUGCUAAGCAUGUGCUGUACAAAUCGUUGCUACACCUCCGAGGCUCCAACAAGUCUGUUGUGCAACUGAAGUUGGUAAAGCUGGAGCUUUCGCACAGGAACUACCUCAAGGCACGUGACAUCCUGUUAUAUGCGCUUGGGGAAUCGCCCAAUAACGUCGAACUGUUACUGCAACUGAUCCACGUUGAAAAGUACAUAACGACGGACCCUCAGCAGUUCAACGAGUUCCUCGUCCAGCUGGUCACCACGCAGAACGACACCGACGUGGCCCUCGAGCUGUUCAAGCAGCUACCACACCAGCGCACCGACGCGCAGCUCAGGGCACAGCUGUCAACCACCCUCCACGACGACGCGCGCUACUGGAUCUUAACCUUAGAUGACAUGCUGAUAACACACGACGUGUCCUCCGUGCUGGAGCUCUACAACGAGUGUGUGUCGAACAACAGCUUACAUCAUCGCGACAAACUCGUCCAGUGGCACGCACAGCACCUGACACGCUUUGUGCCAUCCGACUACAGGGCUGACUGCGCACUUGCGCUGGGUAUCAACUGACUGCUUGUCGGUGCGGAACACCACCGCAGGACCAUCACCAUAGCAGCCCAGGACGUGAAGCACACCACCAAACGGUACAUACCACCACCAAUUCCACCACCGUAACUCGACACCUCGACCCAAGUAGCUGACUCUCCGCCGGCACCGCCGUUGCUGCCGUUACCACCACCACCACCACCGCGACC